AUGGAAAGUGUAGUUCCUAAAUUUUCUCAUGCCACAGAGUCUGGAAACAGCCAUUCAAUAAAAGCUAGACAGACUGCAAUUAAUGUCCCAAAACAUGAUAUUGCAAAUCAUCUGCAAGGAUAUAAAUGUGCAAGAGAACAAAGAGGCUCGUACUCAGAUCUUCAGAUGCAUCCUCUACUGUUCCAGGCUCCUGAAAAUGGAUGUUUGCCAUAUUACCCAUUAAACUGCUGUACUGGUGUACCUGCUUCAUUCAAUUUCACCUCAGGAAAUCAGCCUUUAUUGAAUCUGAGCCUCUCUCAUAUUUCUCGCCGAGCAAAUCCUGCUGUUAAUUACUUAAAUAAAUCUUUGAAGUCGAAGAGGUCUGGUUCGGCAUUGGGCGGUAUUGACUUCCAUCCCUUGCUGCAAAGAACAAAUGAUAUAAAUGGUACCUCAGUAUCUGGAGUACCUUCUGCCCAGCUUUCUGUCAACUUGGAAUCAUUUAGAGGUGAAGCUGCUGAAAUGGGGAAUCCUUCAGACACUGUUCCAUCUAUGCUACAGACUAACAGUGACCAGCUGGCUGCAAGUGAUAAACUAUUUAACCCUCUUGAAAAGGAAAAUGAGCUGGAUUUGGAGAUUCAUUUAAGCUCUACGUCAUCUAGAAAAGAGACAGCCGUGGGAAAUGUAAGUGUGAUUGAUUACAAUCUAGAAAGAUCAAUAGUAAGUGUUCCCAAUUCUAGGACUACAAUGGAAACAGGAAACUGUAGUAGCCCAUGUGAUCAGAAUGGUGAAAAUUGUCCUGCAGCUUCAAUGCCAAACAGAACUGAUGCUGAGCAUGUUUCUGGUGCUUAUGGGACAUCUAUGCCAAGCAAUGACAUUAGUGAGUACUGCAUUGAUAAUAUAAAUGACCAGUCUCUUCCGGAAAUAGUGAUGGAACAGGAGGAAUUAAGUGAUUCUGAUGAUGAAGUUGGAGAAAAUGUAGAGUUUGAGUGUGAGGAGAUGGCUGACUCAGAAGGAGCGGAGGGAUCUGACUCUGAACAGAUGGCCAACAUACAAAAUAAGGAGGCCUCGAAUGUUGCAGUGGAAAAAGUUGUGGCAGACGCAGAUGUUGAUGAUCAACAAGCUGAACCCAUUAUUCGUGGAAAUCAUGAAAACAAUGAUUCUCUGCCCCUAGAUUGCGUGGACGAGUCCAAGCAUGUAGAGAGUAGAAACGGGAAGUCUCUGGCAGGCAAGAAUGCAGCAUCAUCUCGCCCCAAGAGAUCUUGCAGGAAGAUAACCCGGAGUGCACAAAAUGUCUCGAGGCAGCAGCAUCCUGUGUACACCCCGAAACACCUUGCACCGGCUUCUCUUUCUACGACCCCAUUGAGAAAACCUAGGAAGUGUGCACGUAGAACCGAGGCAAUUUUGUCUUAGUAAUGGUGAGAUUGGUUGAGUGCAGCUCUGAUCCUGUAGCAGAUUCAAGUAGUCAAAUGCAAAGAUGGCUCAAAGUUUGGGUCGUGAAAGAGGUACGAAAAUGGUUCCCUGUUUUAUAGGUGGUCUUCUUCUUCUCCUCAGGUUCCCCUACCUCCCUUCUUUCCAAUCCUUGUGUUUGUCAGCGUAGAAGCCCUGCAGUGCUGGUAAGAGCUGCAGGGUGGUCAUAUAUAAAUCUACUUAAGCUGCCUCCUUAUUUUUCUUCUCUGUAAAUAUGGUUUAGGGUUCAUGUUAAUAUAUUGUCAAGUCCAUCACCCAUGCUGGAUCACCUGGGGUGAGGUGAGUCGUCGCUCAACCACAGGCUGGUAACUUGUAAUUUGUUGAUUGAAAGUAUUAGAGAACGUAAAUAUCCGGGCUGCA
Molecule: messenger RNA, 1806 nt
Organism: Malania oleifera
Lineage: Eukaryota; Viridiplantae; Streptophyta; Magnoliopsida; Santalales; Ximeniaceae
Exons: 3
Coding region: 1-1389 (462 amino acids)
Source: RefSeq, a predicted model, not a curated record